This is a messenger RNA of Pungitius pungitius (ninespine stickleback), 5699 nucleotides long. RefSeq names its product SMAD family member 2 (gene smad2). The transcript has 11 exons. Gene Ontology annotation, biological process: cell differentiation; positive regulation of transcription by RNA polymerase II; SMAD protein signal transduction. Gene Ontology annotation, molecular function: RNA polymerase II cis-regulatory region sequence-specific DNA binding; I-SMAD binding; DNA-binding transcription factor activity, RNA polymerase II-specific. Bases 247 to 1899 code for a protein of 550 amino acids. Gene Ontology annotation, cellular component: heteromeric SMAD protein complex. The record is from RefSeq and is a predicted model, not a curated record. Lineage: Eukaryota; Metazoa; Chordata; Actinopteri; Perciformes; Gasterosteidae.
UUGUUGUCCCCUCGCUUCCGCUCAUGUUGUACCGUGUGAGGCGAUACAUGUUCGGUUGAGCUUUGAAUGAGGGGCCAUCAUCCCGGUGGCUUAGAGGUGGAAAAUACAGUUUAAAGUAUCUCUGGGUGCAUUUAAAAUGAAGAAUGAGGCUUUUCCGACAGGAACCCGAAUAACUGUUCGCCGCCCUUUCAUCUCCGCGUUGGGCUUCUUUGGACUUGCUCCUUUGGCUCCCAUCGUUUUGUGCUCAUGAUAUGGCGUUUCCCCAGAGAUCUCAAGUCCCAUGUUUUAGUUCUGCAUAGAUAUAAAAUACAAAAAUACUAUAUAUAUACAGAAAAUUCCCUGCUGGAAACAACAACAACAACCCUUCACACUGUAGCCCCCUGCUUCUCCGCUUCUCGUAUCUCUUUAAAGCAGAAAGAGAAAACCUGCUUAACACACACACACACACGUCCAUACAUCCCUACACAAGCCACCAUGUCGUCCAUCCUUCCCUUCACUCCCCCGGUUGUCAAGCGCCUGUUGGGAUGGAAGAAGACCUCGACCGGGACGGGAGGAGCCGGAGGAGGCGUCGGAGGAGUAGGGGAGCAGAACGGUGGAGGACAAGAGGACAAGUGGUGUGAGAAAGCUGUGAAGAGCUUGGUGAAGAAGCUGAAGAAGACUGGGCAGCUGGACGAGCUGGAGAAGGCCAUCAGCACGCAGAACAGCAACACCAAGUGUGUGACCAUACCCAGUAAUUGCUCAGAUCUAUGGGGUCUAGGCUCAGGCCACACAAUAGAGCAAUGGAACUCCACAGGCAUGUUCGGAUACCAUGACCACAGCAGGUCACUGGACGGCCGCCUUCAAGUGUCCCACCGCAAGGGCCUGCCUCACGUCAUCUACUGCCGCCUGUGGAGAUGGCCCGACCUCCACAGCCACCACGAGCUGAGGGCCAUCGACUCGUGCCAGUUCGCCUUCAACCUCAAAAAGGAUGAAGUGUGCGUCAACCCCUACCAUUACCAGAGAGUGGAGACGCCUGUGCUGCCUCCAGUGUUGGUGCCACGCCACACAGAGAUUCUCACCGAGCUUCCUCCUCUAGACGACUUUACUAACUCCAUCCCUGAAAACACCAACUUCCCGGUCGGCAUCGACCCUCCUAAUAACUACAUUCCAGAGACUCCGCCGCCUGGAUACAUCAGUGAAGAUGGAGAAAACAGCGACCAGCAGAUGAAUCAGAGUAUGGAAUCAGGCUCACCUGCAGAAAUGUCACCUGGUGCUUUGUCACCUGUCAAUAACAGCCUGGACCUGCAGCCAGUGACCUACAGCGAACCAGCUUUCUGGUGCUCCAUAGCCUACUACGAGCUGAACCAGCGGGUCGGGGAGACGUUCCACGCCUCACAGCCGUCGCUCACAGUCGACGGCUUCACCGACCCCUCCAACUCUGAGCGCUUCUGCCUCGGCCUUCUCAGCAACGUAAACAGGAACGCCACCGUUGAAAUGACGAGGAGACACAUAGGUCGCGGUGUACGGUUGUAUUACAUUGGAGGGGAGGUGUUCGCAGAGUGCCUCAGCGACAGUGCCAUUUUUGUCCAGAGUCCCAACUGCAACCAGCGAUACGGCUGGCACCCUGCUACAGUCUGCAAGAUACCGCCAGGCUGUAAUCUUAAAAUAUUCAACAACCAGGAGUUUGCUGCACUGCUGGCCCAGUCAGUCAAUCAGGGAUUUGAGGCAGUCUACCAACUAACCAGGAUGUGCACCAUCAGAAUGAGCUUCGUCAAGGGCUGGGGAGCAGAGUACAGGCGUCAGACAGUAACCAGCACUCCCUGUUGGAUUGAGCUGCACCUCAAUGGCCCCCUCCAGUGGCUGGAUAAGGUGCUGACCCAGAUGGGUUCACCAUCAGUGCGCUGCUCCAGUAUGUCCUAAACGGGUUCCUGCUGCCAACGGCGCAGGGCCAAUCUGACACUUCACGACAUUCAAGCAGUAUUUCGCCAAAGGAAGACCUCUGUUCGGUCUCGAUCUGACGCAGCAGCGAUAUUAUCAUGAUGAGGGGUAGAAAAAAAAGGAUUUCCAUAGAUGGACCUGGAGGAUUGGAGAAUGGCAUCGCAGAUGGACAAUGGUGGAACGUUGACAGCAAAGUCACACGAUCACCUGUUGACUCCGUUGGAUUAAAAUUAGGAGGACAUUCUAGUAAUCAUGCACCUAAUAAUUGAAACCACCCUGCAAUAUCAAACUGACCAGAGUGACGUCGUCAUGGACCGUAUUUAAUGUUUUUGGUAUUAUACACAUGGCUCUGGGCCGCAAAGUGUCCCUCUCAGUUUUGUGACUCCGGCGGUUUCGGGGAUUGAGCGCGUGGCCUUCGAGUCACUCCGACCACUUGUCACCCACACCCCCUCCCUUUACUGCUUCACUACCUAUCUACCACAGCACAACGUUGAUUCAGCAUCAAGAUUUCUGUUUACACAAGGUUGACCAACGAUAGGACUGCCGCUCCGUGCCCGGACCGCUUUCUUUGUUUGUUUUUUGGUGACCAAUACCCACUUCUUCUGCAUUUCUCCUAAUCUGUACCGUGAUGCGUUGCAGACGUGACUAGGCUAGAGCAGGCGCUUCUCCUCUCUGGAAGGGGUGUGACCACACUACUACUACAGACCCCGUCUCCACAUGCACAGUUAAACACAGACAGCUCGGUGCACUUCUUGCGCCACUAAACGUUGCCAUUUUUUCCUCUGUUGAGUCGGUUGGUGUCGUUCAGCGGUUGGUUUGGGCGGAGAAGGUUUGAUGGCCACCACAGAUAGGUGGAAUUAGUCAUUUCCACAGGACGUGCCCCUCUGUUGGAUCUUCAAGCAACCAUUCCACUUGUUGUCCGACUGUAAUAAAGGCGUUCAACAUUAGCCACUUUCAACAGAUCGCCCCUCCUGCUUUUUGGGCCACAGAAAUGAUGCCCUGAUUCUGUCUGCCCCCCCUCCCACCUGCUUGUUCUUAUACUCUCUUUGAUUCUCUUCAUUCACUUUUUGCUAUUAUAUCUUACUGGUGAAGGUGAAUUGUAUGUUGGGCUUGGAGCUGUACUUUUAGGACUUGGCAUGAAUGCAGUUAACUAAUCUUUAUGUCGCCCCCUGCUGUCCAGAAAAUAUAUAUAUAUAUAUAAAUAUAAAUACACGUCACUUGCGAUUCAGACCGACGCAGACACGGCAUUGAUUAUAUGCUUGAUAUGAAGCACGGUUCCGCCGUUAUUUACACUUUGUUGAUAGGAAGAAAAGUCCAGCAGGGACUCAAAAUGGCUUCUGCGCUGUACUUGCACUGCCCCAAAUUAUGCACACUUGAUGUUGCCUUUGAUGUAAAAUACAGCAAGAUAUGCUUUGAAAUGUACAGAUGGAAAUGUUUAAAAGCCCAAUUGAAAUCAAGACAAAAGAUAUCUUCCAUAAUUUUAAAUGUUCACUAUAAAGAGUUUUUCUCCCGUACCUUGUCUGAAUUGGCUUAUUAAAGAGCAUUCAUUUGAUUUUCCCAUCUAAAAGCCAGAUGGUAGCUAUAUCAAAAUUGUUAGAAUUUAAGCUUUAAGUUUUUCACAAUCUAGUUGUACCACACAGCGACUAUUUCCUUUACACAUUGUUUAAGCCACAGUUUUCUAUUCUCAUGUAUUUUUUAUAUAUGAAUGUAUUUAAGAUCUUUAAACAUUUCUUCCCUUUUUAUUAGAAUUCAAUAUUUUUUUAGAAUAUGCCCUCCAUUGGAAGUGAACACAGUUUGAUGAUGAUAUGAAGUUUGUACCAAGGAUUGGUGAAUUCCCCACUUUCCAAAUGUAUGUCGGAAACCAUCCUAUCAUUUUUCAACAUUUUCUUCUAAACCUGAUUUGGCUCCUACAGCUGUAAACAUGAAAGCCAGUGAAUUUUGAAAUGCAUCUAUUGUAUUUGGUGAAAAAGGGUUGUUUCUUGCUUGGUUGGUUUUCUUUUUCAGCUUCAUGGGAUAUAUCCUCAUUAUUAUUAUAGUGCUGUCCCAAAGACUGAAUUCAUGCAGAUCCACACGUCACAAACAUGAUUGCUGAUGAAAACCUACCAGUUACUUUUCCAGUUGAGUUUCCUUUUAAGAAGUUUAAACUCCCCUACUUUCAUUGUGGGGUUUCAUUGGUUACUAAUUAUUAGAUUACAAUGAAGAUCUGUGUAAAACACAUACAAACUUCCAUUCAGACUUUUUAGAGCUAUUCGGAUGUAAUCCAGCAGUUGGGCUGCAGUAUUUCCCAUUAUCAAAGCAGUUGGUAUUUAUUUAAAAAGCUCUGACUUCAGAAGGUGAACUUGUGGAAUCGUGUCCUUGCAGGAGGACGCUCCAACAUGCAGCGUAAAAGUUGCUGCCAAAUGAAACCCUGUGUUUUGUUAUAUUAUUUUGAUUACUUAUGUAGGUUUCCGCACGUUUUAAUUGCAUCAAGCGUGUUCAUAUGCACACAUGAUUUUCCAUUCAAGGCCUCUUUAAGCGUCUUCCGUUGGCUCUAAAUAUGCACAGUGAGAGUAACCUCGCCUCCCUCUCUUGUUCUUAACUCGGUGCUCAGUCAUGCCGGUGUGCUUGUUAACACAUUAACAUUGUCUGUUUGAUCACUCACCACUGCACCGUGGGUGUGGGGGCGGGGUGUCUUCAGGCCUUCUCAAAGGUUGACUCCAUCAUACAGCGGAUGAGAAAAUAAAUCCAGGUGUUUGAUCAUAGGUGUUAUACGCGUCCUGCAGAAACGUAACAAGAUCGUCAAGAUCCAUCUUUAGAUAGCCACUUUAUGGAUGACACCCCCCCCCCCCCCCCCCGGCCCCUCCGCCAACACAGGAUGGGCUUUGUAGCACCAGGAGCGAGCUGAAGGAUCAACACAAACGCUCCGUGACAGCGAGGGUUUUAACACAGCAAAUCAUCAAGUAAACUGCUUUUUGGGAAGCCUGUUUUUCUUCGUUCAUAGAACAUUCACCUGGGUCCAAUGUGUACCACUUGUAAGCAGGCUGAUCAUGUGUACCUGUCUGCCCUGUCUUCUUACCGUAUUGUCUUUUGGUUUAUUAGGGGAAAAAGUUGACUUGACCUUGCCAGGAAUUGCAUAUGAAAUUAAAAUAUAGCGUUUCCUUUAAGGUUUUUUUGUAUCACUGCUCACCCACAUGUUUGUUCUAUGCAGUGGCAUCAAUUGUUCGGGCCAUGUGUUCAAACCCAUUUUCUGAUUGUUAGCUUUGCUGUUUUAUGCAUAUUGCCAGGGUCCAACAAAAGCCUUUGUAUCAAUGUAUUUUUAUUUUCUGUUCCUUUUUUAUGCGAGUGCCACCCAAUAUUAAUCAACCAGAUGUUUUUAACUUUCUUAGAAUUCUGUUUUGAGGACAGAAGAUGAGACCAAGUUAGGUUUGAUGUAGGCCACAUCGACACAUUUUGAGGGUUCACGUCACUUUUUUUACAGAUGCCAUUUAUUUCUUAUUGUGAUGACAAUUGUGUAUCCCCAAACAAGCCUCUUUCUGAUUAACUUUAGAGAAGGUUGCUUGUUGGAUAACGUGAAGUUCCUACAUGUCACUGGUGAUGUUAUGUGUAUAGUUGUACUUUUAUUUUACAGUACAUGCUGUUACUUUUUUUUCUUGCUAUCAACGGAGUGUAUUCCAUUAGACAAGAUGUUAGUGUUUCUGUCUUCUUCAAACAUUGAUGACAAUCUUACAGGCUUUCAGACUAGUCUUCAUAUACAAACGACUUCGUACAGUGUACACUAAUAAAGCUGUUUCAAUUCAACUGAA